GCUGAACUGGGGACGUGCAAGGCGAGUUUACAAGGUUCACACAGGACGAUCGCUGCCGCAUUCAGGAGGAACUAGGAAGUCAAAAUCACAUUAAUAACAUAACCGACCUAAGUAUUUGCCACUACCAAUUGCCACAGGCAAUAAUUCGAUAAAGCGAGCUUUUUUCAACGGUCGAUCGUUGACACUACCGACUCAUAGGGAGAAUUGGAUAAAAGGGAGUAAUCUAAAAGUCAAUAUCCGUUACAAUCACACAGUCGACCUAGUUUUAACACUGUAGAGCAGGCUACAGAUCCGGAAUUCUAUAAAAGUGAGCUAUCUCACAGUCGAUCUAGGUGCAACGAUCAAGAGCAGGCAGCCAGAUUGCCAUUUCGUUCAAAGUGAGUUAACAUCCGACUGAGUUCGGCGCGUUGGUCGUUGGUUGUUGAACAGUACAGCGCAGACAGAAAGCGUAGCAACAUCAUCACCACCAGUGGUUGCGCGCAAGUGAUAUACAGAAGAGGAAUUCAUUGGCUUCUCGCUGCGCGAGUUGGAGUGCGAUUUCGAUUGAACUUUACUAGGACCUGAACUGUCUUCCAAUUGAAAACAAUGGAUUUAUGCAUCCCGUGCCAAGCCAGGGUCAUGGCUAACACACUAUUUAGGAAUAAUUUAGGUGCUUGUUACGUAUUUUGUACACUUGUCUUAUUUUUCACAUUCGAUUUUGGGAAGUUUGUGGAGGCAAAACCAGCCAUAGUUAGCACAGAUUCGGAUGGCACGGAAUAUCUAAUGAAGUUCGGUUGGCUCUCACCACAAGACCCCAAAACUGGUGCUUUACGGUCAAGAGAGCAGUUUACAAAAGCCAUCAAAACAUUCCAGAGAUUUGCAAGUCUCAAUGUAACAGGGAAGCUUGACAAAGAAACCGUGAUGUUAAUGAACACUCCUCGUUGCGGUGUGAUGGACAAUGACAACGCUGAAGAGGGAGAGAAAAGAAGGGUUAAACGAUAUGCAUUACAAGGUAGUCGUUGGGGCAAAACUGAUCUCUCCUACAAAGUUAUACGCUACACGAGAGAUGUACCAAGAGAGGAUGUAGAUGCCGAUAUCAGGGCAGCUUUUCAGAUAUGGGCUAACGUCACGCCGCUCCGCUUCACCCAGCUCUACUACGGCAAGGCCGAUAUAGAGAUCGCCUUCCUGGACAUGGACCACGGGGACGGAAUACCAUUCGACGGGCCGGAGGGGACGCUUGCGCAUGCCUACUUCCCCGUCUACGGUGGAGAUGCUCAUUUCGAUGACGGGGAAAUUUGGAGUGUUAAUAGCGGUACCGGUACUAACCUUUUCCAAGUAGCCGCUCAUGAGUUUGGCCACUCUCUAGGGGUGUCGCACUCUGAUAUAAGGCAGUCCCUGAUGGCCCCUUUCUACCGAGGUUACGCGCCUGAUUUCGUCCUACAUCGUGAUGACAUUAUGGCCAUUCAGGAGCUUUAUGGGCCUAACCCCGAUGCACCGACCGUAUCCACGACCACCGCCAUUCAAAGACCAACAUCAGCCCCACGGGCUCCGCCACAUGACCUACCCGAUGCCUGCAGAGAUCCUCAUCUUGACGCCAUUACCCAGACAAAGUCGGGUAUAACAUAUGCCUUCAAAGGAAAGUAUUACUGGCGUUUGAACCGCCGCGGAUACGACAAGGGCUACCCUCGUCUGAUUAAGUGGGACUGGCCAGGGUUACCUGAAGACAUUGACACAGCACUUCACAUGAGGCACAGUGGCUACACAUUCUUUUUCAAGGGAGACCAGUACUGGAAAUUCCGCGACCAGGUCCCACAGAGUGGUUACCCACGAAAGAUCAGCUGGGGGUUCCCCGGGAUCCCAAACAACCUUGAUGCAGCGUUUGUCUGGACAGGGAACGGGAAGGUUUACUUCGUAAAGGACGACAAAUACUGGCGAUACAGCCAGCUGAAGGCAGAUUACGGGUACCCUCGGCCAAUGUCGGUCUGGCGAGGUAUACCAAAGGGAGUGACGGGCGCUUUCCAGUACCGCACAAGCCAGGGCUACAGGACGUAUUUCUUCAAUGGUUAUGAGUAUUACAGAUUCAAUGAUAGGACGUUCUCGGUUGACCCCUUCUAUCCGCGCCUUGUCGCCGAGUGGUGGUUCGGAUGCGAGACAGAAACGGAGAGACUUGUACACAUAAAUGGCGUCCGUAACCAGGGCAACGGGAACAACAUCAAUAGAGGGCGUGACGAGGAUGACGAAGCAAGCCAGUGGGUGGUCGCAGGAGGCAAGACCGCGGGGGCUGCUAAUUCAUACAACAGUGGUGCUAAUUCUUCACAAUCUCCAGGCUUGCCUGGCGCCAUAUCAUUGUUUGUGCUAAUUGCAUUCUGUUCACUUUUGUAUUUGUAAGUUUCAAGAUCUCAAUUAAAAUGAAUCGCCAAAUGACAAUGGGUCCGGUGACCCAUCCAAAAGGGUAAUGAAUUUUAGGUAGUAGUGCCAUCUAGGUUCCUUCAUUGUAGCUAUUUCUCUGGCUGCAGUGUACUUCACCACUCUCUCAAAUUUAUCAGGGAAAAAAUCACUGUGGACAAGCGCAUCGCAAGCGUACAUUGCUUUACACAGGAAGAAUAGUCAAAAAGCGUCAAGUGCACAUUGUGAUGCCGCUGGUGUAUAGCUACUAAAACGUGCCCGAGUGUUUCUAACAUACUCUCGAUAACAGGAAGGAAAAUACGAUAUGUAGACUUUUCUCCCUGCAUGUAUAGCAGUGUACGCCUGUUUAUUGCGCGGGUUCGAGAGAAUAUAGCCGAGAGCUUCCAAUGUGAAUAAACAGUUUGGCCCGCCAUGGCCGUGUUGUACAUAGCUGUAAAUACUAAAUAUAUCUCAAGAAAGAAACUUAGAAUGAUUCGUACCUGUAGGCAAAUAUAUACGUUUUAUUACAUGUUUUUGUGUAGUCUGUUUGAAUUGAAUUUGUUUUCUUUUCAUGUGAUAUGAGAUAUAGUCAAAUUGCCGUGUAGUUACCAAGUUAGAGUCAACUUGACCCAUUUUCCGUAUUCCGUUGUCCUAUGAUAUACGAUCGCCUGAAAUAAAAAGAACUAAUUUUAGACACUGUCUUGGGAAGAGCCUGAUUAUUUGACAUCUGAAAUUUAUCGUACUACCUUAUUACUACUGCUUAAAUAUUACCGUACACCUCUGGAAGUGUAAGAAAAAUAUCGCACACGUAGCUCUAUCCUUAAACUGUAGAGGCCAGGUUCUAUUCAUGAAUACCUUUUUUUCCACCAUGUGGAGGUCAGAAUUACAAUUCACUGCCAACAGAAAGCUUAUCUGCCAUAAUUUUUGGUACGAUGUAGAUGGAAGUUUACCCAUGAACUCAUGCUUGUCAGUUUGUAAAUUAAGGGCCGAACUUGCGCGUACCACCAACGAUUGUGAUGAAUGUCCACGCUCAUGAAAAUCUCAUUGUAAGAUCUGUAUUUCACUGCAGGAUAUGGUAAUGUUAAGUUAACAGUUUCGCUUCUACACGAGUCCUUAAUAGGGAGUUUUCGCAAAUCCCCCGAAACGCCACCACGAACGCAUGUCCCCAUUGCUCGACAUCAUGAUCAGGAGCUCGAACAAUGUCACAGGCGUUCGCGUUGGCGUUUCGGGGAUUUGCGGAAAUUCCCUAUUGUACUUGGGAUCUUCAAAUAGCUGUGACGUCCUAGCUAAUUCUAAUAAUGCUCCUUCAACGAAUGACACUGAUGAGUUUUCCCAAUUUUAGAUUAUUUCACUUGUCUACAGGUUUUGACGAAAUAAUUUUCUCGAACUACCGGCGAUAGAGUCAGUGACAAAACGUACAAGUGAAGCUGGUCUUUACUUGUACGUGGCGUAAGAUUUCGCCGUACGCCUGGUUUUAACUGAUGUGAUAAGGUACGGACAGAAAUGUAACCAAAAUACGGAAAUAUUGGGCAAAUUUGCCCCCCCCCCCCCCAUUUGCAGUAUUUGUCAUCAAGACUUUCCGGAUGGGAAGUUGGGCCUUUCAUGAGGAUGAUUUGGUCAAAAUACAGACUGACUGACCUAAAAAAAGACUUGCGUUGAGUAAUGAAAACGAAACCACGGUAUAACCAAACAACAAAAAGUCGCCAUUAUUCUGAGGAUGCGUUAGAUCUUUACGAGCAAGAACAAAAGAGUGCGCUGGCGUACUCACUUCUUGUAACACUAUUUAUUCCAACUAUGCAUGUAAUCUUACCCUCGAAAUUAGUUUCAGGUCUUGUCUUUAUAUCCGAGAAAUGGAAAGUUUCAUGAUGUGAAGUUGUCUGUUACCCUGAUGUACUGAAUAGAAGCUGUGAAAUUUGGUCAAAAAAAGAUAUCAAGCAGCCACUGGAUAUUUUCGAGCAAUACAUUUUUCCCUGUACAGAAGUGUUUGUGGAUAUGUAACACGAUUAAAAGUAUCGUCAUAAUAAAUCAUAACUUUAGAAAUGA
Lineus longissimus is the source of this 4407-nucleotide messenger RNA. RefSeq names its product stromelysin-3-like. Lineage: Eukaryota; Metazoa; Nemertea; Pilidiophora; Heteronemertea; Lineidae. Gene Ontology annotation, biological process: proteolysis; collagen catabolic process; extracellular matrix organization. The coding region runs from base 586 to 2367 and encodes 593 amino acids. Gene Ontology annotation, molecular function: metalloendopeptidase activity; zinc ion binding. The transcript is spliced from 11 exons. Gene Ontology annotation, cellular component: extracellular matrix. The record is from RefSeq and is a predicted model, not a curated record.